Rhincodon typus (whale shark) is the source of this 2528-nucleotide messenger RNA. RefSeq names its product gastrula zinc finger protein XlCGF7.1-like. Gene Ontology annotation, biological process: regulation of transcription by RNA polymerase II. The coding region runs from base 1012 to 1773 and encodes 253 amino acids. Gene Ontology annotation, molecular function: RNA polymerase II cis-regulatory region sequence-specific DNA binding; DNA-binding transcription factor activity. Lineage: Eukaryota; Metazoa; Chordata; Chondrichthyes; Orectolobiformes; Rhincodontidae. The transcript is spliced from 3 exons. The record is from RefSeq and is a predicted model, not a curated record.
CCACAAUAGAUCUGUGUAAGACCAUUCGUUGUAAAACAGACUGAUUCACUUCUGGAAUUAUCAAACUUAUUUAAAGUAAACUUUUUGACUUGUUCUUUUCAGUCCCAUUUACACCUUGUGUUAAUCUGUGUGAAAAUCCUGUGUUCCCUGGUCGAAUAAGUUUGUGUCCAUUAGCUGCAGAAGACUGUGUUCCGUUGUCGUCUUGACCCUACGUUAUGGUUGCUGCUGGUUUGAAACCGCAGCUUUGUCUCUGUGUGGAUUUUAAGUCUGGGGCCACUGUGUUUGAAGUGAGGGGGUGGGGGAGGAGAGGGAUGGACAGACAGUCAGGACUAAACUGUUGCUUUCUCUCACAGCUUCUCCCUCUCCCCUCUAAUCUCGUGAAACUGUCUCUUGGUGGACCCCAUACCUGGGGGAGGUGUGCUGUAGGUAUAGAGAACUGGGAGCUGACUGGAUGAGUUGGGGUUUGGGCGGAGAGGGGCCUUUGAGUGACAGGCCUGAAGGUAUUUAAAGUAGGUCCUGGCAGCCAUAGUUCCUUUUGCCAUGUGGACGGUGCAGGGGAAAACGAGAGUGACAGCGGCCAGUCCAGAACCUUCCAAAAUCGCUCUGCUCUCCUUGACCUCCUUGAACUGCUGCAGUCCAUGUGGUGAAGCUACUCCCAGAUUGCUGUUUGGCAAGGAGUUAAUAGGAUUUUCAUCCAGUGGUGAUCAGGUACUGAGGCACGUUUAUCAGCAAGAAUUCCAAACAAACAUCCCGUCAAGAUCUGAGAGUGACUCGAUUCAUCAGGAGUCGAAAACCAUUUAUAUUCAACGAUUGUCUGUUUUGUCUGAGAAAACCUUGCAAACGCACCGUUACUGGAAAUGCACUGAGGCACAUACACCCGAGUGAGUGUUCCAGUGAACUGACUGUGAAGAGAGCUCGACCCAGACAGCCUGAAUAACAUCACUACCAUUCACAGUGGGGAGAAACUAUCCUUGCCUCGUGUAUGGGUAAGGAGUCAGCUGAUCAACCAAAAUGGAGAGAUAUGAGUACAGCUGCAGCACAGAGAAACCAUGGAAAUGUGCAGACUGUGGGAAGGGAUUCAAACGCCCGUCCCUGCUGGAAACUCAUCGACGCAGUCAUACUGGGGAGAGGCCACACACGUGCUCAGUUUGUGGGAAGGGAUUCACUCGGGCAUCUGCCCUUCGGAUACAUGAACGCACUCACACUGGAGAGAGGCCAUUUAUCUGCCCUGAGUGUGGGAAGGGAUUCAGUGGCUCAUCCACCCUGUGGAGACACCAGCGAGUUCACACUGGGGAGAGGCCAUUCAUCUGCCCUGAGUGUGGGAUGGGAUUCACUCGGUCCGCCCACCUGCUGACACACCAGCGAGUUCACACUGGGGAGAGGCCAUUCAUCUGCCUCGAGUGUGGGAAGGGAUUCACUCAGUCAGCCCACCUGUUGACACACCAGCGAAUUCACACUGGAGAAAGGCCGUUCCCUUGCUCUGAGUGUGGCAAGGCAUUUUCUCAGUUAUCCCACCUUAAGACACACCAACUGGUUCACACUGAUGAAAGACCUUUCAAAUGUUCGCACUGUGAGAAGAAUUUUAAAAGCAGAUGUGAUGUGCUGAUACACCAACGCAUUCACACUGGGGAGAGGCCAUUCCCCUGCUCCGAGUGUGGGAAACGAUUUGUCCGUUCAAACAACCUUCUGAAACACCAGCAAAUACAUAUUGGUGAGAAGUUGUUACCUGCUCCCUCUGUGGGAAGAGAUUUAUUCAGUCAUCCCACCUACUGAGACACCAGUGAGUUCACAAGUGAUUUGUAGGGCAGGUAUCUUUUGCUGUUAUUUUUCUUGAUAAAACCUUGAUCUAUCCCCUGGAGGACCAGGAAGCAGAUGCAGUGGAAUGGGGAAAUAUGUGGUGCUUGUGAUGUGUCAUGAGGAGCCCAGCAGAGCUUGGCAUUGCAUUACUCUAAACACGAGUGAUAGCGAAAGAGAGAGACUGUGACUUUGGUUCAUCAUGUUUUAAUUCAUUCAUUCAAAGAGCAUCCCAUUGCAGACAGAGCUGGGCACACACAGACACAACACACGAUUUGUAGACACUCAAACACAACUAUAUAGAGAUACAAAGAGACACCAUGUCCCUCAGAAUGUGAACUGAAAGAACUGUAGAUGCUGUUAAUCCAGAACAAAAACAGAAGUUGCUGGAACUGUUCUGAGGAGGGGUCACCGGACCCGAAACGUUAACUCUGAUUUUUUUUUUUGUCUCCACAGAUGCUGCCAGACCUGCUGAGCUUUUCCAUCAACUUUUGUUUUUGUCCCUCAGAAUAUGGUCAGGGUUGAUCUGUUUAAUAAACUCAAGUUUAUUUAUGCAGUAGAUCUGUGUGACUACUGUUUGUUUGUUAAAUAGAUUGACUCAUUUGUAGAAUUAUCAAACUCAUUAGAGGUGAACUUGCUGACUUGUUCAUUUCAGUCCCACUUGCACCUUGUGUUGAUCUAUAUGAAAAUCUUGUUUCCCUUGUGGAAUAAACUUGUGUCCAUUGGUUGCAGAA